This is a messenger RNA of Diospyros lotus (date-plum), 717 nucleotides long. RefSeq lists its product as uncharacterized. Lineage: Eukaryota; Viridiplantae; Streptophyta; Magnoliopsida; Ericales; Ebenaceae. Gene Ontology annotation, molecular function: nucleic acid binding; RNA-DNA hybrid ribonuclease activity. The transcript is spliced from 2 exons. Bases 1 to 717 code for a protein of 238 amino acids. The record is from RefSeq and is a predicted model, not a curated record.
AUGCUGGUAAAAAGCCUGGUGGCAGAGUGUCAUCCGGAGGAUUUGGAGGAGUGUUUCAAGACCCUUCGUAAGUUCCAUGUGAAACUUAAUCCUGCCAAAUGUGCUUUUGGAGUUUCUGCAGGAAAGUUCUUGGGCUACAUAGUACACCACCGAGGGAUUGAGGUGAACCCUACGAAGGUUAAAGCUAUCAUGGAUAUGCCAGCCCCGAGGACGGAAUACGAGGCCUUGUUGGCUGGUCUGAGGUUGGCUGAACAGUUGGGAGCUCAAAAUGUCGAGGUGAGUUCAAAUUCUAAUUUAGUGGUGCAACAGGUGAAUAGAGAAUAUGAAGCUCGAGAAAGUCAGAUGGCACGAUACUUGGCCAUGGUCAGAGAGCUGAUGACGCGUUUCCAACACGUAAAGGUGGAGUACGUCCCUCGGGCUAUGAACACGGAGGCGGACCUGUUGUCUCGAAUCGCUUCUUCCUCUUUCCCUAGGAGCUCUCGGGAAAUUCGGAUCGAGUCUCUUCUGCAAAAGAGUAUCGAAGAAGUCGCAGAUCAGUUAUGUGUAGAGGACGAGCCCAGCUGGAUGAACCCUUUGUUGUCGUAUUUGAAAGAAGAGAAACUCCCCGAAGACGAUUCGGAGGUUCGGGAGGUCAAACGAAAAGCUCGAAAUUUCAUGUUAGUCAGUGGGGAGCUAUACAGAAGGUCCUUUUCACAACCACUGCUCAAGUGUAUCUGA